Symbiodinium natans is the source of this 909-nucleotide messenger RNA. The record is from the annotation of a GenBank genome assembly. NCBI's taxonomy places the organism in Eukaryota, Dinophyceae, Suessiales, Symbiodiniaceae.
AUGGCGGGAGCCGAAGACUUUGUUUGGCCAGGGGCAGAUACCCAAGAUGCCGAGCCCAGCGCCCCCAGUACUUCAGCGGGCACGCCAGCACCUUUGACGGCCCCAGGGGUGGUGCCGCCCCUGAUGCCUGGCAUGAUGAUGCCUGGGAUGCUGCCGGGGAUGGCGAUGCCAGGCAUGAUGCCCGGAAUGAUGCCAGGUGCCAACCCGCUGAUGAUGGCAUCCAUGAUGAACCCAAUGAUGGCCAUGAUGCUGGGCGGUGUUGGGGGUGCUGCAGGCAUGGCUGCCGCAGGGGAGCCCAAGGCGGAAGAGCCAAGCAAAGUGGAGACGCCCAUAGACAAUCGAGUCAGGGAACUUUGUCGUGACUACGGCAUCGAGGACCGGCUCAUGCGGAAACUAAACGACGUCAUGAUGCGGCGGCCGGACACCUUCGAGGAAGACUUGGUUACUGUCCGCUCGCGGCUCUCCAAGGAGCGCCCAGACAUUGGCGUCCUUAUAACCCAGCUGGACCGCGGCAUUUUCGUCACAAGGAGUAACAUCCAUCCGGACAUGAUGGCGGUGGUAAACAAGUACAAGCUUGAUGAUCGGGCAACUCAGCGUUUGGUAGAAAGCAUGAGGAAAAGGAAAAAGACGAUGCAGGAGGACUUGAAGGCUAUCGAUGUUCGCUUGGCGAGUGCUGAAAGACCUUCUGGAUUGCUCAUGACACUGCUCCAGGGCCUGGAUACGACUGGAAAGCUUCCAGUGGCUCCAAAGUCGCUGGGGCUGCCAGGCAGCUACGGUGCGGAGCGAGAGGAGAAGGAAAAGGAGCGACCAAAGGAAAGGGACCGGGACCGAGGGGACCGAGGAAGAGACAGGGAACGAGACCGUGACAAGAAGCGCUCCCGGUCCAGGUCUAGAGGAAGAAGAAAAUGA